Messenger RNA from Ananas comosus (pineapple), 1514 nucleotides. RefSeq lists its product as uncharacterized. The annotation marks the transcript as partial. NCBI's taxonomy places the organism in Eukaryota, Viridiplantae, Streptophyta, Magnoliopsida, Poales, Bromeliaceae. The transcript is spliced from 4 exons. The record is from RefSeq and is a predicted model, not a curated record.
UGUUCACUGCNGGUGGAUGGGCCGGUGCUGAGCGUGGUGGCGAAGCGCAUCCGCGCCCUGCGCAAGAAGUACAACCGCAUCCUCCAGAUGGAGGAGGGCCUCGCCCAGGGCAAAACCCUAAACAAGGAGCAGGAGGAGGUGCUCCGCUCCAAGCCCCUCGUCGCCGCCCUCAUCGACGAGCUCGAAAAGCUCCGACAACCCCUCUCCGCCGCGCUCGCCGAGGAGCUCUCCCGCGCGCCCCCUCCACCCGCGGUCGAGGCCUCGACGGAGGAGGACGACGACGAGGGCGACGAGGGCGAGGGGAAGCCCUCGGAUCGGGCCGUGCAGGACCUGGUGACGAUGCUCUACUUCGGGUGCCUGUUCGACGUGAAGCCGCAGAGCGAGUUCGCGGCGACGAUGCUCACCAGGACGCACGAGCGCGGGUGCUGCCUCACGUACGACUACGUCACCGACGACGCCACCGAUCUGCUCGGGGAGAAGGAUCUGGACGCGAUCUCGGCGCUCGGCGCGCACGUGACCUCGCGCCCGGCCCGAUCCGGCGUCUCCCACAGGGACGCGCUCAAGGAGUGCGUCGAGCACGCCAGGCUCUGGCUCCGCAAAUCCGAUCGGCCCAUCCAUCCCGAUGCCCCCGUGACCUAUGCUGGAUUGAGGGAGAAGCUGGAUAAGAUCUUGUCAUCAGAUUAUUUCACCACGACGCCGGAGAUGAAGGCCCCAGUUGAUGUUGCCGCCGCGGUGGAGAACUUCGGCAGUGCAUCCCAUGUGCAGAUUCCGGAGAGCGCCACAGUACCGACACCAGCUGUUGAUGCCGAAGAUGGCCCGACCCAUGGUUUCGAUAAGGAUGAGAGAGAAGAUUUUCAAAACACGGAUGUUCAUUUGGAUCAUCAUUCUACUUUAGUAGAUGAAGCCCCGAAGAUGGGUGAGGUAGCGGAUUCGGUAAGUCCGUCUAGUGAUGAUGUUUCCUUGCCCCAGAAAGAGCACCAAACACUUGAACCCGAUGUAGAAGAACAGAACCAGGAAGAUGCAGAUCCAAAAGAUCAACAGUAUGUCCCUCGGAGGUCUUACCAGGGUCAGCGCCGCGGCAGUGGAAGCGGCGGGGGGCGCAGGGGCUAUCUGAAUGGACGUGGUGGUCGUGGAGGUCGAGGCGGAGGUGGUGGUAAUGGUUACCAGAAUGGCCGGAGCCAAUACUAUGAACCCGGAUACUAUUCGAGAAACUAUUAUAACCCUAGGGGGAGGGGAGGACGAUCUGGCGGUUCUUCCAUGUACAACAACAAUUAUGGAGGAGGGCCUCACGGUGGUCAUGCACCGCCUGCAAGUGUUCACUCGGGUGCUAAUUCUUAGCUUUCUAUUUGUGUUGCUACGGAAAGUUGCCUUGAUCUGAUGGAGGUAUGCAUUUUGUGACGCACUUCUUAUUUAAAAACAUACUAAUUCGGUGUGUCAUACACUGUUUGUCUGUCACAUGGGACUUUUAUAUAGGGCUCAAUCAAAUUUUAAUGAGGGGGUGGUUUUCGGAGAUC